AUGAGUCAACUUCAUGCAGAGAUUUUGAGAACAAGAAAACCUAAAGAAUCUAAAUUUAAUUACAAUCAAUCAAAUUUACCUUCGUCAUCUGAUUUUUUAUCAGCCUUAUUUAAUCAAAGUCAAACAUUUGAAUCAAAUAAUGAAGAAACAGACAGUGGCAUUAAUCUUGAAGAGGAUAAUAAAUCUGAUAAAAAAUCUGAUAAUGAGAUAGAUAAUGAAUUGGAUUUUUAUGAUUCUGAAAUUUAUUCUGCAGAAAAUCAAUUAGCAAAAUAA
Cetraspora pellucida is the source of this 273-nucleotide messenger RNA. The record is from the annotation of a GenBank genome assembly. Lineage: Eukaryota; Fungi; Glomeromycota; Glomeromycetes; Diversisporales; Gigasporaceae.